Molecule: messenger RNA, 1725 nt
Organism: Candidula unifasciata
Lineage: Eukaryota; Metazoa; Mollusca; Gastropoda; Stylommatophora; Geomitridae
Source: the annotation of a GenBank genome assembly
ACGAUAAUGAAAGACCGCUGGAUGAAUAUGGGUUAUGAAGAUAGAGAGUUAAAGCCACACAAAGAGCCAUCGAAAUUGGAACUAGAUACAUCUCGGAUAGAGCUGAUGAUCACCAUGAACUACAACCGCAAAGAGAUUGAAGAGUCGCUGAAGCUGCAGAAGUAUGACGACAUCCAUGCCUGCUACCUUCUGCUGGGCAGACGUAAAGAAGAUCUGGAAGGUGGGGAUAGAUCCGGCAGCAACCUUUCACUCCAGAACACACGUCUGUCGACCCGGCCACUGGACAACAACAGCACUGGUCAGUCUCCCAACAAGGUGACCCGGAGCCAGUCGGCAACUAGCAGCUCUAACAAUCAGAAAUCUCGACAACAUGGCCAGGUCGGGGACAACACUGGCAAUGGUUCUGGAACUACAAAUGCAUCACACUCCCAGUCAGGCUCGGCUAGAAGAGCCAAUGCAGAGAAUACAACUACGAAACAGAGCACGCUGGAGGAGAGGAUGGGCAGAAUCUCCUUGGCAGUGGGAAGCAGCACCAAUGGUGCUCAUGUGACAUCAUCAGACUCUCCCAAGAUUGAAACCACAAAGAUCACGGACAACCAUGAUCUGGUCAGCACGGCCAACAACAGACCAACCAGCUUGACCAAAAACGCUAUUGAUCCCCUCAAGCUGCAUGCCAGAAAGACUGCAAUUCAUCACUCUUCUUUAUCAUCGUCAUCAUCAUCAUCCAAAGAGAAUGCAGCCCCAUCCUCCUAUGCCAGGACAUCAAGGAACUCCUUUGAUGCCAUGAAGAACACUGGACAGACCACCCGAUCCAUGUCAUCUAGGAAGAGUGGACAGUCGGGGUCGGCAUCUACUGCGACCACUCCCAAGAACAGCUCUAUGAGCCACAGCCAGAGUGCAGGUAUUCCUCGGCGGAGCACUUUCAGCCCAGGCGAUGGUAAAACACCCACUGAUAAGCCUCGGACCAUCAAUGGCCAAGAAACUAACAGUGCCACCCCGACGGAAGUCUCCACUGGGGGAAACACAACACCUACUUCAGCAUCUACGGCAUCUACGCGACUGAAAGGUCAUUCAAAGUCUGCCAGCGUGACAUCUCGAGAUAGUGAUGUGCCGCCAGCAAACUCUGAAGCUGACCCCAGGCCAAUAACUGCGCCAGGGAAAUCUCUUAACCCGGCCAUCUCUCCUGGUGCCCGGCCAAACUUAUCUCGAGGUACACAAGCUAGGAAUACAUUCCACGGCCGGGAUGCACGGAAGCAGCUGACCCAACCUUACAAUGGACCUGCCGGGAUGCCCGAGAAUCCUGGAGACCCAAAUAUACCUGGCCAGCGACCGUCAUUCUUCAACCGAAUUACCUCAAAAUUCAGUCGCAGCCACGUUUUCCGCAGGUCUGUGUCUGGGGAGACGAGGGACCUGGACGGCAUCAAGCCUCGGUCGCUGCGCUUCACCUGGUCCAUGAAGACCACCAGUGCCAUGGACCCCAAUGAUAUGAUGAAGGAGAUUCGGAAGGUCCUGGACGCAAACAACUGCGACUACGAGCAGCGAGAGAGGUUCCUGCUCCUGUGUGUGCACGGUGACCCCAACACUGACAGCCUGGUGCAGUGGGAGAUGGAGGUGUGCAAGCUGCCCCGUUUGUCUCUCAACGGUGUCCGCUUCAAGCGCAUUUCUGGCACUUCCAUAGGCUUCAAGAACAUAGCAUCCAAAAUAGCAAACGAGUUGAAACUUUGA